CUGGAAUACUCCAUAUUUUAUUUUAUUACUCAGUAAAUUGUUGGAUGUAUAAGGAAUUUGUGGUUAUAUUUACAAGAAAAAUAUUGAGGUCAGUUAGUUAAUUUGCUGUUUAAUAAAAGUGUACAUUUAGUGAGUUAAACGAUGGCAGGAGGUUUCACAGAGAAUGCCUUCAUUAAAAAGUUAAGCGAACUGAACAAUUCAUCCCAAAGUAUUCAAACAUUGAGCCUCUGGUUGAUCCAUCAUAGGAAACAUUACAGCACCGUCGCUAAAAUAUGGAUUAGGGAGUUAAUUAAAGCCAAAGAUGCUAAAAAAUUGACUUUCAUGUACCUCGCCAAUGAUGUAAUUCAAAACAGUAAGAAAAAAGGCCCCGAGUACGGGCAAGAGUUCAGCUUGCACCUGAAGAAAGCCUUCGAAAACAUGUCCAAAUGCGACGAAAAAACGAAAAACAAUUUAGAUAGAUUACUUACAAUUUGGAAUGACAGAGGAAUCUACGACAGCGUUCUAAUUAGCGAAUUCCAAAGAGCUUUAGUUUUAGGUAACGAACCGCCAAAUAAGAAAGCUAAAGUGAAAGAAAGAGGGAGAAAAAAAUCCGAGACUGAAAAAAUCGUAGAAAAUUCCGAUGGCUCCAUCGAGACCCACAUACAGCUAAGUCCUCACACGCCCGCUGGGGAUCCUCCGGAACCGGAAGAACUAAUUAGGGCCAUUCAAGAUUUAGAAGUCAACAUAGCAUCCUCCGAUGAAAUUGUUCGAGAAAGAAUAGCCAAGUUGCCUAGGGAAGUAUCAGAAGUAUCCCUUAUUUCCAAAAUUGAAGAUAAGGAUGCGGCUGAAAAGUUGAGUGCUCAAGUGGGAGAAGCCGUUCAUUUGUUAACUCAAUACAAUAAUCGAUUAGUAUUAGAAAUGGAGCACAGGAAGAAAGUUUCUGUGAUGAUGAGGGAUUUUCUGCACGUACAAGAAGAAUUAUUAGCUCAAGCCGAACGAAACUGCGAGGAAUAUCAAGAGAAAUUAUUGAAAGUGUAUACUGUGAGAACCGAAUUGCACAACCACAUACGUAACCUACCGGAUUUAACCCAACUGCCGAACGUAACAGAUGGUCUAGCGCCUUUACCAUCCGCCGAACAUUUAUUUAUGCAAUAGUUAUGGAAGAUACAUAUAUUAUAUUGUUUAAAUUCAUGAUUACACUUAAUUUUUUACUAUUUAGUUUUCGGUUGAAUAUAUUGUUUUAACUAAUUUGCUUCGAAUUGGUUUCUGUAAAUUAGUAGACUUGUUUUAUGUUUAGUGCUUUCAUAUCUGAACUGUUUUCUCUAUCUUUGUUAUCGUAGAGACGAGUUAGAUAGUAUGAAUAUGAAAUUACAUGGCCAGGCACUCUAAAUAAUAUGCUUAUACCUGUGGCCGAAUUAAAUUGAAAGUUUCUUUUUUAAAUAAAUUUUAAACUCGUUUUAGAUGACACAUUUUUUGUGCAAGAAUUUAGCUAUUUGAGUGUAAAGAAAUUGCAUCGUCUGGAGCGUUUUCAAAAGGGUGCAAUAUAUUGCAUUGCUGUUUUUAUACAAGCGUUAAUAAAAAUUAUCCUAUCUCAUUCAUGUGAAAACUACGCAUUUGAACGCUUGUAUUUUAUCUGCAAUGCCAAAUAUUGCUCCGUGUUAAAACGAUCUUAAUCAUUGCGGUUAGUUCAUCUUCAAAAAAAAUUCUUUAUAUGUAUAUUGCAAUGUAAUUUAAGUACAUUGUUGGUUAAGCCUGAAUUGUAAAGUUUAUCUCGGUAUCGUACACGAAUAUGAAAAAUAUCGAAAAUGUGAUUUUAAUUUAAGUUUUAAUAUUUGAUUUAUUCUCAUUUUUGUUGUAUAUCUAUCUGAA
This is a messenger RNA of Phyllotreta striolata, 1848 nucleotides long. The record is from the annotation of a GenBank genome assembly. Lineage: Eukaryota; Metazoa; Arthropoda; Insecta; Coleoptera; Chrysomelidae.